CCGGCCCCGCCGAGCUCCCCUCCGGCCCGGGCCGGGGAGUUCCCGGCAGGCUCCGCGCCGCGCCUGCGCAGUGCGGGGGAGGCUUUUAAUUCCAUUGUGGAGAGGACGGCGUUAUUUUUAUUAACCGGAGGCGGAGGCGGCGGCGGCGGCGGCGGCGGGACCCCAGGCCUCGUCCGGGGCAUGAAAGUCGGCGGCGGGCUCCUGAGCGGCGGCGGCGGCGGCGGCGGCGGGCCCGGCGGGCGGGCGGAGAUGGAGCCCUCGUUCCCCCCGGGCAUGGUCCUGUUCAACCACCGGUUGCCCCCGGUCACCAGCUUCACCCGGCCGGCGGCGGCCGCCCCCCCGGCGCCGUGCGUGCUGCCCCCCGCGGCCCCGGCCGCCGAGCCCCCCCCGCCGGCCCCGGACAUGACUUUCAAGAAGGAGCCGGCGGCGUCGGCGGCCUUCCCGGCGCAGAGGACCUCCUGGGGCUUCCUGCAGUCGCUGGUGAGCAUCAAGCAGGAGAAACCCGCCGAGCCCGACGAGCCGCAGCCGCAGCCCCACCACCACCACCACUACGGGGGGCUCUUCGCCGCCGGGGCCGAGGAGCGACCCCCGGGGCUGGGCGGCGGCGACGGGGGCGGCCACGGCGUCAUCCAGGACCUCAGUAUCCUCCACCAGCACGCCCAGCAGCAGCAGCAGCAGCAGCCCCCGCAGCAGCAGCAGCCGCCGCAGCAGCCCGCCCAGCACCCCCGUGACGUGCUGCUGGGCGGCGGCGGCAGGACUGAUGACCACCCCGGCCCCGAGGAGCCAAAGCAGGACACUCACGUCAAAAAGGCGAAGAGGCCAAAGCCGGAAUCUCAGGGAAUCAAAGCCAAGAGGAAGCCCAGCGCAUCUUCCAAACCUUCUCUGGUCGGAGACGGAGAAGGGGCCAUCCUCUCCCCAAGUCAGAAACCUCACAUCUGCGACCACUGCAGCGCCGCUUUCCGAAGCUCCUACCACCUGCGGAGGCACGUCCUCAUCCACACCGGGGAAAGGCCCUUCCAGUGCAGCCAGUGCAGCAUGGGCUUCAUCCAGAAGUACCUGCUGCAGAGACACGAGAAGAUCCACAGCCGGGAGAAGCCCUUCGGGUGCGAUCAGUGCAGCAUGAAGUUCAUCCAGAAGUACCACAUGGAGAGACACAAGAGGACGCACAGUGGAGAGAAGCCAUAUAAAUGUGACACUUGCCAACAGUAUUUUUCAAGGACGGACAGACUCUUGAAACACAGGCGCACGUGUGGUGAAGCCAUAGCGAAAGGAGCCGCUAGUGCAGAACCUGGGUCAGCAAACCAUAACAACAUGGGUAACCUGGCUGCGUUGUCUCAGGGAAAUACAAGUUCCUCAAGGAGGAAAACGAAGUCGAAGAGCAUAGCGAUGGAGAAUAAGGAACACAAGGCGGGGAAAACAAAUGAAUCACAAAUUUCCAAUAACAUCAACCUGCAGAGUUACUCUGUAGAGAUGCCCACCGCCUCUUCCAGCGGGGGCAUAAUUGGCACUGGGAUAGAUGAACUACAGAAAAGGGUGCCAAAACUGAUCUUUAAGAAAGGAAGCAGAAAGAACACAGACAAAAACUACCUGAAUUUUGUGUCGCCGUUGCCAGACAUCGUUGGACAGAAGUCCUUGUCUGGGAAACCAGGUGGUUCCCUUGGCAUAGUGUCGAAUAAUAGUGUGGAGACCAUUAGUCUUCUGCAGAGUGCAAGUGGAAAACAAGGUCAAAUAGGUAGUAAUUAUGAUGACGCCAUGCAGUUUUCAAAGAAAAGAAGAUACUUACCAACUGCCAGCAGCAACAGUGCCUUUUCUAUAAACGUGGGACACAUGGUCUCCCAGCCGUCCGUCAUUCAGUCUGCAGGUGUCAGUGUUUUGGACAAUGAGGCCCCAUUGUCACUUAUUGACUCCUCAGCUCUAAGUGCUGACAUUAAGUCUUGUCACGACAAGUCUGGGAUUCCCGAUGAGGUUUUACAGAGUAUUUUGGAUCAGUACUCCAACAAAUCAGAAAGCCAGAAAGAGGAUCCUUUCAGUAUAACGGAACCUCGAGUGGAUUUACACACCUCAGGAGAACACUCAGAACUGGUUCAGGAGGAAAAUUUGAGCCCAGGCACCCAAACGCCUUCGAGUGAGAAGGCGAGUAUGUUGCAAGAAUACUCCAAAUACCUCCAGCAGGCUUUUGAAAAAUCCACUAAUGCAGGUUUUACUCUUGGACACGGUUUCCAGUUUGUCAGUUUGUCUUCACCUCUCCACAACCACACUUUAUUUCCAGAAAAACAGAUAUACACUACAUCUCCUUUGGAGUGUGGUUUCGGCCAAUCCGUUACCUCAGUGUUGCCAUCUUCCUUGCCAAAGCCUCCUUUUGGGAUGUUGUUUGGAUCUCAGCCAGGUCUUUAUUUAUCUGCUCUGGAUGCCACACAUCAGCAGUUGACACCUUCCCAGGAGCUGGAUGAUCUGAUAGAGUCUCAGAAGAACUUAGAGACUUCGUCAGCCUUCCAGUCCUCAUCUCAGAAAUUGACUAGCCAGAAGGAACAACAGAAGAACCUAGAGUCCUCCACAAGCUUUCAGAUGCCAUCUCAGGAGUUAGCUAGCCAGAUAGAUCCUCAGAAAGACAUAGAGCCUAGAACCACGUACCAGAUUGAGAACUUUGCACAGGCGUUUGGUUCUCAGUUUAAGUCGGGCAGCAGGGUGCCAAUGACCUUUAUCACUAACUCGAAUGGAGAAGUGGACCAUAGAGUAAGGACUUCAGUCUCAGAUUUCUCAGGGUAUACAAACAUGAUGUCUGAUGUGAGUGAGCCAUGUAGUACAAGAGUAAAGACACCCACCAGCCAGAGUUACAGGUAAGGUCCCCAGAGUGACCAGGCUGGAGGUCUUCUAAUGUAAUUUUGUUUUAUUUUGAGAACACUGCCAUUGGAAUGUUUCUACACGAUCCUAUUAAGAAUAAUGUAAUGCCCUUUCAAUGCAACUUUUCAUAUUUAGUUUAUUUUGUUAGCGUGAUUUUAGCUCUGUUUGUAUUAUGAUUUUUAAUCAAAAUCAAUAGAUUAAAAAUAGUUUGACAUUCAAAGUGACAAUGUUUAGCAAUCAAAUUUACAUGUAUAGAUCGUCAGGGACUAGCCCAAAAGUUAAAUGCAAAAAAAAAACAAAACAAAAAAACCUACAAAAAAACAAAACAAGAAAAACACACAAAAAAAACUUUGUUGCUAGGAUUAAGGUUAUUCUAAUUGCUUUACUCUCAGGAAAGUGUAAUAACGCAUGGGAAUUCUGUACGUUAUCACUGUAAUGGAAUAUCCAAUUUACAGAUAGUAUGGUAUACAUUUCAUCAUUUAAGUAAGGGAUCGAAAACAUUUCAAAUUGCUGUCUCCAUCUGGGCUGAUCCAAAAUUCUGAGAUGUUGGCUACCUAUAUUUUGUUGCAGCUUUUAAAUGUACUCUGAACUUCCAAACCACAUUCAUUCCAGCCUGGUAGAACAAAUAUUCUUGGAUCUUUGAUCAAAGCCUGGAAUGAUAGCUUUAAUAGAAGAAGAAGAAAAAGCACCCUCUCCUUAUCCCAACUGUAACAAGGCUCUACUUCCAUUAAGAUCUACUGACAUCCAGCACAGUGUUGAAGCCCACGUGGUUGGUUGGUUCCAGUGUUAGAACCCGAGUUGGAAUUACAUGAUUCUUCGAAAUUUGGGGUAUGCGGUAUUUAUUAUACAUGGCCUAAAACAUCCUGCUCUUGUCUGUGCUAUUACUUAUCACCCACACUUCUGUAUUUUUUUUUAUUCUUACUCUUAACCUGUCCUUUCUUAGAGCUCUGGGCCUGCCUUGUUUCCUCUUCUCCCCAUCUUGACAGUUUCAAUCUUAGAAUGAUUUACAUUCCAAUAGAUAAUUCAUUAUGCAUUUUAUAUGCCUUACGGCCUCCAAAUACUAAACAAUAGGGUAAACAUCCCCUCUACCUUUUCUAAAAACAAAACUUGUGCAGAUUUCCAUGUAUAAUAAAACCCCACAUACUCAGAGCUGUAGAUAUAUCAGUAAGGUGGUAAUUUCAACUGGUGACAUAGCUAGUGUGAGGGAUCGUGGUGUGUCUGCAUCUGGUAGUGACAUCAGAACCUCUUUGUGAAAUGGCAGCCUUUAAUGUACAUUUUAGAAGGGUGCAUUAGUCAGUAUUGUACAGGGGUCUUGUAAAGUCAUCAAAACUUGCUAUGAACGCUAAUUGCCAUUUGAAGCUACUGGUAGACAGUGGCUCUGCUCUAAACCACUUUUUAGCAAUUGUAUUUUUUUCCUGAUUAUAUUUUUUAAUGUACUUUGAUGUUUAUGCUGAUGAGUUUUUUAUGUACUUUUGGUGAUGUUUCAGUCUUAUGUACUCUUCUGACGUCAGAAAAGUACCACUGGUUGUUUGCAGUCUUAUUGUGUAAUCAGCCUACACAGGCUUCCAUGUAUAAUAAAGUAAUUAAUAUUGUGCAAGUGUAAAACACUUCUUUUAUGAAAGCAGUGUUUGGAAAAUAAGAAAUUAUUAAAAAUGGUUACAAAAUACUAGUUAAUUUCCUCUCCCCGCUUUCCCCCCUUAAGUCUGCUUUACCAGCUAAAGGGUCACCUAUUUGUCAUUGCAGGAUUCUUAGAAAAUGUGUUUAAUUCUCCUAAAUACACUCAGUACUAAAAAGUCUGUAUUUCUUACCUCGGUAAGUGCGGUAAGUUCUAUCGGGUACAGAGUACAAGCUGUAAUGGAAGGAUGGAGAGGACCUUUACCACUGUAUCUCUUCAGCUGUAUGAUUUUUCUCCAGUGUUUUGUUUUCUACAGGUUUUGAAUUUUCUUUAACUUUUAUUGUGUGUACUGAAUACUGCAUAUGUAUUAUUCUGAUUGUUUGCUCUAGUUUACUACCAAUAAAAGACCUGUUAAUCACAAAAUUGAA
Messenger RNA from Equus quagga, 4884 nucleotides. It is a transcript of the gene ZNF281, whose product is annotated as zinc finger protein 281. The transcript is spliced from 2 exons. The coding region runs from base 181 to 2841 and encodes 886 amino acids. The record is from RefSeq and is a predicted model, not a curated record. NCBI's taxonomy places the organism in Eukaryota, Metazoa, Chordata, Mammalia, Perissodactyla, Equidae.